Trichoplusia ni (cabbage looper) is the source of this 1989-nucleotide messenger RNA. RefSeq names its product glucose dehydrogenase [FAD, quinone]-like. The transcript has 4 exons. Gene Ontology annotation, molecular function: flavin adenine dinucleotide binding; ecdysone oxidase activity. Lineage: Eukaryota; Metazoa; Arthropoda; Insecta; Lepidoptera; Noctuidae. The record is from RefSeq and is a predicted model, not a curated record. Bases 101 to 1978 code for a protein of 625 amino acids.
CUUGAUAAUAACAUAAUAAUCAUUCAUCAGUCAGUUAUCUACUAAACCGUUAUGCACGUACAUGAUUUUUGAUUAAUUGUGCCACAAAUAAAAUUGGAACAUGAAGUGCUUCCCUCACGGAUGCCUCACCUACGGCCAGGGUCCGGCUGGCACAGCCUUCUCGAGCCUCGUGACACACCUCCUGGCAGCUCAGUGCCUCAUCACUGAGCCAUGGCCUAAGGACUACUCCUAUGGAUUGACCAGUGGCGAUAGAUUUGACUUCAUCAUCGUCGGGUCUGGCACAGCAGGUUCCCUGCUGGCGAGCCGACUCUCUGAAGACAACUCGACAGUGCUACUCAUCGAGGCGGGAGGAGAUCCGCCCAUGGAAAGCAUUGUACCCAAUUUUUCAGGCGCCACUCACAAGACUCGAAACGCAUUCCAAUACUAUACUGAGGUAGAUGAAAACAGUAAUAAAGGCAGUAUCAGUGAAAUAUCUUAUUGGCCAAGAGGCAGGGUCCUUGGAGGCACAGGUUCCAUCAACGGUCACCUUCACAUGCGAGGAAGCGAAGGUGACUACGCACCUUGGCAUCUCGAAGAAAACGACGGUUGGGAUUGGCCCACUUUGAAGAAAUACUUCAUGAAAAGCGAAAAAAUGGUUGAUCCGCUCAUUCUUAAUAACCCUGAAUUACGAAAAGAACAUGGUACAGAAGGACAGUUCGUAGUAGAUCAAUUGAACUUCACGCAUGGAGAUAUAGUUGAAAAACUCACAAAUGCGUACAAAGAACUAGGUUUGACGUAUCUGGACGAUUUGAAUGGGCCCACUCAGAUGGGUGUUGGCAAAAUCAGAGGUGGUAUUCAUAAAGGGAGAAGAGUAAGUACAGCCACAGCAUUCUUAAAUCCUGCUAGCGAACGCAAAAACUUAAAAGUAAUGAAACACACAUUUGUCAAUCAAAUAGAAUUCGAUGAGAAGACCAACAAGGCUAUUGGAGUUAAAGUUUCUCUUCUUUAUGGUGACAUAGAAACAUAUUAUGCCAAUAAAGAAGUGAUAUUAAGUGCUGGAACAAUUAACACGCCUAAAAUAUUGAUGGUAUCAGGUAUCGGUCCUAAAAAACAUCUCAAGGAGUUGAAAAUUAAAGUUAAAAGUAACUUGCCCGUUGGUCAAAAUCUUCAGGACCAUGUGCGUAUACCUAUUCCAGUAACAGUAGAUACGGGGGCUACUCAGAGAGAUGAACAUUUUUGGCUUAAAGCUGCGGCACAGUAUUUGUUAGAUCAAACAGGACCUCAUACAACAAACUAUGAUCAGCCAAACAUUAAUGCUUUUCUUUCUGUAGAAGAUGGAAAGUCGCUCCCUGACGUGCAAAUAGACCAUAACUACUUUGUACCAAAUACUUCUUACGUAUUUUCCAUGUGUACAAAUACUAUGUCUUUUAAAGAUAGCAUUUGCAAACAGUUUGCUGAUUUUAAUAAAGACAAGGAGCUGUUUAUUUUCUUUGUGUCCCUUUGCCGACCACAUUCUAGGGGAAAUAUUUUGAUGCGAGGAAAUAAUCCGAUGGAACAUCCCAAAAUUUUCUCAAAAUACUUUAAUGAUACCCGAGACAUGGACACUUUUGUAAAGGCUAUUAAGAAAGUUACAGAGAUUGUCAACACGCCGACAUUAAAAGCCAUGAAUGCUGAAAUUAAGAGGAUUAAUUUCGAAGGUUGUGAUGAUUUAGAGUUUGAGAGUGAAGCAUACUGGGAGUGUAUGGCAAGAACGGUUACCUAUAAUGUUUAUCACCCCGUUGGUACUGCAAAGAUGGGGAAAGAAAAGGAUCCUGAAUCAGUUGUAGAUAGUAGGCUGCGAGUGAUUGGUGUCAAAGGUCUGAGAGUAGUGGAUGCAAGUAUAAUGCCAACCAUACCUAGUGUCAACACGAAUGCAGCCGUUAUGAUGAUUGCCGAGAGAGCAGCUGAUUUUAUUAAGGAAGACUAUAAAAUCAAAGAAAAUAAAAAAGACGAACUAUAAUAUGAGUUUUA